AUGUUGCGGGGCAACACCCACAGUCGUGGAACGUUGUUCCCCGGCGUCGGAGCGACUGGUGGUGGUGGUGGUAAAUCAAUCAGAAUCAAACAACAACAAAGAUACAAAAAAUGGAUCAAAAAACGACGCGUUCGUGUUAUACUCCUUCUCGUGGUCCUUCUCAGCGCGUGUUCGUUCUUCUUGAACAACGCGUUCCAUGGAAUCUUAAAUCGACAAAACGACGAGAACGAGAAAUCGAUGAGAAAAGUAAACUCGCACUACGCGAAAGUCGAUCGACACUCUCGCCGAGAGAGGAAACAAAUGCAAAGAGAGGAUCAUUUGAGCAAGAUUUUCGGGUUAAUCAUCGAAGAGGACGACCUCGAGAAUAACAAAGACUCCUCGUCGUCGUCGUCGUUAAAAGCCGACUUUCGUGGUGGUGGUUUUGAACAACAACAACGAAAAAGUCUGAGCAAGUUGGCUUUUGGACAAUAUCAGAUGCAACAAAAGCGACUGUUCCCGGGCGAAGGGAUUAAAGUUUUCCGAGAACGGAUUUUCGAUCCUCUUCUGCAUGGAUUAGAAUACGCGCACAUGGGCACCAUAAUCGCAAACUCGGGUGAAAACGGAAAAGGAAUUUCAGUCGCGUUUCAAACCGCGCCGGAUAUCGAGGGCGGGUUCGACCAAACCGUGCGAGUGAUGACGAAAAAGAACGGGAAGACGACGAAGAGUACGUUUGUCGUGUAUAACGAGACGGAGGACGGUGGUCUUGGUAGUAGCAGUGGUAGUAAUAGUAGUAGUAAUAGAAGAAAAUUAGCGGAUACUGCGUGGGUUUUAGAGAAGCCUUUACCGGCACCGGCGGUUGGUGAGAAAAGCGCGGCGACGAAAAUUGGAGGAGAAACUUUACAACCGAGGACGUAUUCGAACGGAUUAUGGGCGCCGGUGUUACAUCGAGACGAGAAAACAAAAACGGAGUAUCUCUUUUACGCGGAGACGCCGCCGAGAUGUUUGCGACCGAGAAUCUUAGCGCAAGAGUUUCCAAUCGUGCGAAAGGCGAUACCGAAGAGAUGGAUUAUUGGUGGUGAUAUCAAAGUGCGAACGAGAAGUUUCGCCGACGGCUCCGGGACAGAGGAUGAAAACGGAAACGAUGAUGGAGUGGGGGAUUUGAAAGAAUGGAGCAAAGCGAAAACGGUAUAUCGCAUGACCACGGAUAACGUCGCCAUUCCGAAAGUAAUCGCGAAUAAAUUGACGGUUGUUACAUUAGAUAACGCCGAAGAAGUUUGGCUCUUACCGUUCUGGCGACAGAGAAGUCCACACACGUGUUCCACGGCGAGAGGUGUUCGCAACGCGGCGGGCGUUUUGCGAUCGACCGAUAAAGGUGAAACGUGGAAAGCAAACGGUGCGAUUCAGUUUCAAACUGGUGCAAAAGGCCGAUGGGUUAUUGAAGGUUCUAUAUUUGAAAGCGGCGAAAAUCAUCAUUUGACUAUGCUCAUGCGUUCGACCGAAGGCGUCGCGUUUAAAUCCAUCAGUAGUGAUUUGGGUGUCACGUGGUCAGCGCCGUUGCCUUCAGCGCUCGUCAAUCCAGACUCUAAAUUAAACACGAUUGUCAAUCGGAAAACGAAACGGCUCUACGUCGCGUUUAACGACGAAACCAUUGCAAUGACUGCGAGCGAGGGUGGUGCGGAUGCCAUCAAAGGCACUUCGGAGGAUAAAGAGCAAACGGCGGGCGGUAAGAAACGCGACGAAUUGGUCAUCGCGCACUCUGACGACGACGGCGAAAAUCUUUACAUAUUCGCGCGAAUCGACGAAGGUGUCACACCUCCUGGUGUGAUGAUCCACUAUCCAACCAUGGCGUUUUACGACGAUCAAGAGUUAUUCGUGACGUACUCCAUAUCGUAUAACAACGCGACCAAUUUCGUGGAAAAGCCAAGACGCGACGGCAUUUGGUUAGCGCGCAUGACGCCGCCAAAAACUAUCGACGAAACGAAACCGAGACGUAGUUUGAAAACGAUAUUAUUAGAUAAUGGUGUUGGUAGUAGUAGCAAUAGUGCUUUGUAG
Messenger RNA from Bathycoccus prasinos, 2031 nucleotides. RefSeq lists its product as hypothetical. The transcript has a single exon. Lineage: Eukaryota; Viridiplantae; Chlorophyta; Mamiellophyceae; Mamiellales; Bathycoccaceae. The coding region runs from base 1 to 2031 and encodes 676 amino acids. The record is from RefSeq and is a predicted model, not a curated record.